CUAAUACUCCCGAGGUGUCCGAUAAUAAUGCGUCAGCGAGGCGGACCAGUGAGCUCCUCCGGGACAACAUGGACACACACACAGCAGAUAUCCAUUUAAUUAAACAUGACCCAAGGGGAAUCACUAUGCACUGCUGACUUCUCUGCAGACAGGCCGGCAGCCUCUCAGCUGAAGCAGGGAGAAACAGGCACCAUGGGCUCUAUCGAGGACGAUUCAGAGGCUGCAAAGGAAACUAUUGGAAUAUACCAACAUCUUUAACCUACAAAGAAAAGUCCACAGUUCAAACAUGGAGAUCUACUUUUUUGCCUACUUUGUCUACUAAUUUUUUCUCCUGGACAUUUUCUAAUUUGGAUCUUUGCUUAACGUCAGAAACUGUUAUUAAUGAAGAUCAGGGAUGUUAUCUACAUAUUUGUAAGUUGCAUGCUCCAGUGGGGACCAACUCCAGUAUCUUAUCAUCUACUUUGUAUCAGCAAGUGCAAAAAUAAGUCCAGUACCCCACCAACUUUGUACCCUAAAUCCCGGGCUGCACCUCUCGCACAGACUCCAGAUAUCCUCCUGUCUGGAUGACUAAGGGAAGAAUUGCCAGACACGUAGCAUGGCUCGCUCCUCUCACUCCUCUGGCUGCAGGGAGAUGACAAACGGAGGAGGGCACUCCCAAUUUAACCAUGGAGGCCACACCGGGGGUUCCCACAGCACCACGCGCUACAAGCUGAAGAAACAGCAUCGCCGCAGACGCAGGUCCUCCUCCCCGAUGGGCAGGGUCAUUCUCAUCAACGCACCUGUUGAUGGAGGGGAGGACAGUGAAGACAUUCACACAUUGACAGUAGAUAAGAGCCCAGAUGGCCGUCUUGGGUUCAGUGUCCGCGGGGGCUCUGAACAUGGACUCGGCAUAUUUGUCAGCAAGGUGGAGGAUGACAGCUCUGCAGAGCAGGCUGGGCUGACUGUGGGCGAUAAGCUGGUGGAGGUGAACGGGGUCAGCCUGGAGAGCAUCACCAUGAGCAGCGCCGUGAAGGUCCUGACAGGCAACAACAGGCUGCGGAUGGUGUUGAGACGGGUGGGCAAGAUCCCCGGCAUCCGCUACUCCAAGGAGAAGACCACAUGGGUGGAUCUGAUUCACCGGCGGAUGGUGGUGGAGGAGAGCGGUCGAACACCCUCAGAGGCCAGUUCAGACAGCGCUCUCCGCAGGAUCGUGCAUCUCUUCACCACAUCAGAUGACUACUGCCUGGGCUUCAACAUCAGAGGAGGCAAAGAGUUUGGACUAGGAAUCUAUGUUUCUAAGUUGGACCCAGGUGGGCUUGCAGAACAGCAUGGCAUCAAAAUGGGCGAUCAAAUCCUUGUAGCCAACGGGAUCAGCUUUGAUGACAUCACCCAUAGCAAUGCAGUCGAGGUCUUGAAGAGCCACACCCAUGUCAUGUUGACAAUCAGGGAAGCUGGGAGAUACCCUGCAUACAAGGAGAUGGUGGCAGAAUAUGGCUGGCUUGAUAAACUGGCCAAUGGGGGCCCUGCACCAUCCUCCCAAGGUUCAGACUCCAACUCCUCUGCCUCCUCGUUGUCCUCCAGCACCCCCCUCAGCUCCCUCAGUGGUCUCUCCCAAGUCCUUUUCCCUUCUGUCUUUGGCUCCGAGAUGGUAGACAUCGCCAUCUCCACAGAGGACCGCUCCCGACGUCCAAGCAGUGCCGAGCGAACUGCUGACACCGCAAUUCAGACCGAUCCCUACCCUCCAAACUACCCAGACCACCCAUCAUCUAAUGGGUCGUACCCCGAGAGGCUGGCCACCACAGAAACCAGCCGGACUGUAGGUGCCACAGUGCUCCUGAAGGACACAGUCAUUCGUGGGAAAGGGGAAGGACCGAGGGAGAUGGGAGGAGCUGGAGAAGGAGGGCGGGGACGCAUGAGGAUGCUGUCAUCUGGGGACCAGGAAGUAGUGAAAGAGUCACCUAAGACGGCGGCGCUGAUGGCUCUGAGCCGACCACGGAAGCCAAUCAAACGUUCCCAGAGUCACAUCACUGUGUCAGAGGAAAAACAAAAGAAAAAGAUACAACAGAAGGAGAAGAGCACUGGAGAGCGCAAAACCAGCCUGCAGCGAUCUAAAACCUUUGUCAACCUGUUCUUUAAGAAAGACCGCAAAGGGAAGAGCCGCUCCAAGUCACCGUCUCACCAUGCCGACAAAGAUAAGGAGCGGGGUCGUCCCUUCCAGCUCUUGACCUCCCCGAGGGAAUCCCGUGCUGGGGUUAAAGACAACAGCCAGCUGCCCCGACCAGAGACCCUGCAGCAUGUGGAGGACAUAGCAAAGAAACUGCUCAGUCAGGAUGAGGUCGCUGCUGUGAUGAGACACUGUCGGCGGUUUUUAUCGGACAAUGUGAUUGAGGAUUUAGUGCGUCCCCUUUUGGCAAUCUUUGACAGGCCAGAGAAACUGCUACUUCUCAGAGAAAUACGGAUGCUGAUACCUACUACUGAGCUGGGUCGGUUUGACAGCAUGGUCAUGCCCUUUGAGCUCGAGGCAUACGAUAUUCUGAAGAGUCGCUCUAUUCGAUCUCCAGCUCUGCGCUCCCCCCGAAGUGGAACCCCUCGACGUCACCUCAUCACCCCAGUCCCAGACUACAGGGGUGGGUUCCACCUCCAGCCGGUCCAGGACACACCGCGGGAGCGCCAGAUGAUUGAGGAGUUAGAGAGAUUAUGUUUUUCUGGCCAACAGUCAGGCCAUCUGCCUCCAUCCCGUGUCUUCACCCCUCUGCUAGAUGUACCUGUGGAUAACUACGCCUCUUCCACUGUGCGCUCCCGCUCCCUGAGCCCCUCACCCACCCACAGCUUCGUCCUCACAGAAUCACCACACAGCACCCAACGUGGGCGCCAACCUCAUCGCUCCCCAAGCAGAAGAGAGAACGGGGCGUCGCGGCAUGACGAGGUCUCCUUGUUGUCAGCCUCUGACCGAGGAGAUGUGGCUCCUGAACGAGGGGGGAACCCUGUGAGGAACGGCCAUGGGAGAGCGAGGAGGGAGGCGAGUCCUGACAGCAUAGACGGCAGACUUAGCCGGCAGGAGGGCUACACAGAGGUCAGCGUACGCGUUCCCUCACAGCGGCGAGGGAGAACCCCACUGGCUGAUAUGUUUGAGCCCCAGAGAGACCAGAGUCCCUCCACGCGCAGAGAGAGCAGUCAGCAGCUAAAUGGACAUUCACAAAAUGGUCACGGGGUGAAAAGAAGAGCAAAUCUGCCAACUGAGGAGUAUGAAAUCCACACUUUGACCAUCACCAAGGCCAAGCAGUCACUGGGUAUUAGUAUCUCUGGAGGUAUGGAGUCUAGAAUCCAGCCCAUGAUAAAGAUUGAGAAAAUCUUCCCAGGAGGAGCUGCAUCUAUGAAUGAGGCUCUGAAGGCAGGGUAUGAGCUGUUGUCCGUGGACGGCGAGAGUAUGCAGGGAGUGACUCAUCUGCACGCGGUGGACCUUAUUCGCAGAGCGUUCAGUAACAAGGCCAAAGACCCGAUGGUUUUUAUGGUCAAGGUCCCCAGGAGACCUGCAGACUAAUCUUUGUGUGCCUCACAGUUGGACUGCAGUUCAGGUAUGAAGGACACAACAACCUGCAACUCCUGUGGGAGUGAAUAAAUUACAGGAUUCACUCUAGAAGAGGAGGUACGGGACAGGUAGAUCUCCGGUCACAGUGGAGAGGAAUGGAUGCACAGAAGCAUUUGUCCUAUGAAAGGCAGAGCUAUGAUAAUAUAUCAAAGAGAAAGGUGGACAUGUUGAAGCAGGUUUUUAAGACUGAUGCAGCUUAUUUAUCAGGAUAACGAUUGUUAAAGAUCACUUUUGCUACAAUGAAAUUAGUAUGUUGCAACUUUACGACUUUUAUAACAUUCUUAGUGUUUUUAACAUUUUACUAAAUGCACACAUUGCACAUUCACUAGACAAAAAGUAAGUAAUGUGUGUUUUAUGAUACGAUCAUUCAUGAACCCUUCCUUGGUUGAAAUUGUGCCACUGCUCGACACGUAGCAAGCUUGUCGUGACCUCUGAGCACCGUCCGAUUGUGGAGCCAGUAGUCUGCACUUUUCAGUUGGAGCAGUCCUGCAGCCCCGCAAGCAUGCCAGAGAGAGAUUACCCCAGCCUGCGUUAUGAGAUUUAUAGAUUUAUACCCAGAUUAAAACCCUGUAUUAUGUCAAAACUGAUAGUUUGGGUUUAGUGGAUGUCUGGGGGGAUUAUUACAAAUUGCUGCUCAGUAUUUUUGUACUGUAUUAUUCUGGCAGAAGUACUUGUGCUCUGGAGCAAUCCGCCACUUUAGAGGCUUAAUUACACCCCGCUGUGGACUGAGUUUAUGCAGACAUGUGGAGGAGUUGGAAAAACAUGUCAAUGAGAAAUGCAGGACAUGAAGGCCAGUGGCACAGUUUAAAUCAAAGUAGGGUAGAGGAGAUAUGGACAGCAAGGUAACUGGAAUACAGUGUGCAUAGUGCCUUACUUCUGCAGGCGGCCAGAGGGGAAAAACACUAAUAAAUGUGCUAGAAAAGCUCAAGGUGAAGGUCAGAAUUGCAAUUA
Molecule: messenger RNA, 4519 nt
Organism: Cottoperca gobio
Lineage: Eukaryota; Metazoa; Chordata; Actinopteri; Perciformes; Bovichtidae
Gene: pdzd7a
Product: PDZ domain containing 7a
Biological process (GO): sensory perception of sound; auditory receptor cell stereocilium organization
Cellular component (GO): plasma membrane; cilium; stereocilia ankle link complex
Molecular function (GO): protein binding
Source: RefSeq, a predicted model, not a curated record